GGGAGAGGUUAGCACGCCCCUCCCUCCCCUCCCUCCUCCCUCGGGCCCCGGGGUUCCUCAGCUGGCUCAGUCCGAAUCAGUGUCAUUCAGAGAGAAGGACAGCUGAGGGCUGGGCGCGAACGCGCGGCUGCAGUCCUGCUCGGGCGCCGGUGCCUGCGCUCGCGCCGCCGGGUGGGAAGGAUGAAGCCUCAGCCGGAGCAGCCACCCUAUGAUUGGCUGUGGCGCUUGUGAACCCGAAGUAAAGAUGGCGGGCGGGCAGGCAGCCGCCGCACUGCCCACUUGGAAGAUGGCGGCGCGCCGCAGCCUCAGUGCCCGCGGCCGGGGGGUCCUGCAGGCAGCUGCGGGCCGGCUGCUGCCGCUGCUACUGCUGAGCUGCUGCUGGGGAGCGGGCGGCUGCACAGCGGCCGGCGAGAACGAGGAGACCGUGAUCAUCGGGCUGCGGCUGGAGGAUACGAACGACGUGUCGUUCAUGGAAGGGGGUGCUCUGCGGGUGAGCGAGCGGACCCGGGUCAAGCUGCGGGUGUACGGGCAGAACAUCAACAACGAGACGUGGUCCCGCAUCGCCUUCACUGAGCACGAGCGGCGCCGGCAUACACCCGGCGAGCGUGGGCUGGGGGGCCCCGCGCCUCCGGAGCCGGACAGCGGCCCCCAGCGCUGCGGCAUCCGCACCUCAGACAUCAUCAUCCUGCCCCACAUCAUUCUCAAUCGCCGCACAUCGGGCAUCAUCGAGAUCGAGAUCAAACCGCUGCGCAAGAUGGAGAAGAGCAAGUCGUAUUACCUGUGCACGUCUCUCUCCACGCCCGCACUGGGUGCCGGCGGCUCCGGGUCUGCGAGUGGCGCCGUCGGGGGCAAGGGUGGCGCGGGGGUGGCCGGACUCCCACCUCCUCCGUGGGCCGAGACCACCUGGAUUUACCACGAUGGUGAGGACACCAAGAUGAUAGUGGGCGAGGAGAAGAAGUUCUUGCUGCCCUUCUGGCUGCAAGUGAUCUUCAUCUCGCUGCUGCUGUGCCUGUCGGGCAUGUUCAGCGGCCUCAACCUGGGGCUCAUGGCUCUGGACCCGAUGGAGCUGCGCAUCGUGCAAAACUGCGGCACGGAGAAAGAGAAGAAUUAUGCCAAGCGCAUCGAGCCUGUGCGCAGGCAGGGCAACUACCUGCUGUGCUCGCUGCUGCUGGGCAACGUCCUGGUCAACACCACACUCACCAUCCUGCUGGACGACAUUGCGGGCUCAGGCCUUGUGGCGGUGGUGGUCUCCACCAUUGGCAUCGUCAUCUUCGGAGAAAUCGUGCCCCAAGCCAUCUGCUCCCGACACGGCCUGGCGGUAGGGGCCAACACCAUCUUCCUCACCAAGUUUUUCAUGAUGAUGACCUUCCCCGCUUCUUACCCGGUUAGCAAACUGCUGGACUGCGUCCUGGGCCAGGAGAUAGGCACUGUCUAUAACCGGGAGAAGCUGCUGGAGAUGCUCCGGGUUACUGACCCCUAUAACGACCUCGUGAAGGAGGAGCUGAACAUCAUCCAAGGGGCGCUGGAGCUCCGCACCAAGACGGUGGAGGACGUGAUGACUCCCCUCAGGGACUGCUUCAUGAUCACCGGCGAGGCCAUCCUGGACUUCAAUACCAUGUCCGAGAUCAUGGAGAGUGGCUACACUCGAAUCCCAGUGUUCGAGGGAGAGCGUUCCAACAUCGUGGACCUGCUCUUUGUCAAAGACUUGGCCUUCGUGGAUCCAGAUGACUGUACUCCCUUGAAAACCAUCACCAAAUUUUACAACCACCCCCUGCACUUUGUUUUCAAUGACACCAAGUUGGACGCUAUGCUGGAAGAGUUUAAGAAAGGUAAAUCCCACCUGGCCAUUGUGCAGCGAGUGAACAAUGAGGGAGAAGGGGACCCAUUUUAUGAAGUUCUGGGAAUUGUCACCUUGGAAGAUGUGAUUGAAGAAAUCAUCAAAUCUGAAAUCUUGGAUGAGACAGACCUGUACACUGAUAACAGAACAAAAAAGAAAGUGGCCCACCGCGAAAGAAAGCAAGAUUUCUCUGCCUUUAAGCAGACGGACAGCGAGAUGAAGGUUAAAAUAUCACCGCAGCUUCUCCUGGCCAUGCACCGUUUCCUAGCAACAGAAGUAGAAGCAUUUAGCCCAUCCCAGAUGUCAGAGAAGAUCCUCCUAAGGCUGCUAAAGCACCCCAAUGUCAUCCAGGAACUGAAGUACGACGAGAAGAACAAGAAAGCCCCGGAGUGCUACCUCUACCAGCGGAACAAGCCCGUAGACUACUUCGUCCUCAUUUUGCAGGGGAAGGUGGAGGUGGAAGCUGGCAAAGAAGGCAUGAAGUUUGAAGCAAGCGCUUUUUCAUAUUAUGGUGUGAUGGCCCUCACAGCCUCUCCAGUUCCUUUGUCCCUGUCUCGCACCUUUGUUGUCAGCAGGACAGAGGUGUUAGCUGCGGGCUCUCCAGGUGAAAAUAAGUCACCUCCUCGCCCCUGUGGCUUGAAUCACUCAGACUCUCUCAGUCGGAGCGACCGGAUUGACGCCAUGACACCCACCUUGGGGAGCAGCAACAAUCAACUCAGCUCUUCAUUCCUUCAAGUCUACAUCCCUGACUACUCCGUCCGAGCCCUCUCUGACCUACAGUUCGUCAAGGUCACUGUUGGAGAAGAGAACCAUCGUGUGUUGGGCUUCCUGCACAGGGAACCCUCAGGCUUCAGCGUCAGCCUCCUCCUUCAGGUAGGAGGUCCGCUAACCCCAGGGUGGACUCUGGGAGGGUGACGUGUUGGGUUGCUCUUUUGUUGAAUAGCUGAUGACUGAAAACUGUGUGUGUGUGUGUGUGUGUGUGUGUGUGUGUGCACUAGGACUGGAACCCACGGCCAUGUGCAUGCUUGGCAGGUGCUCUAUCACUGCCACACCUUGGCUUGGGCCUUGGUGCCAUGUCCCGACAGUGCUAUGGUGGGGAGUGGGCCUGGAGAGUUCUGGUUGAGAAAAGCUGGCACACUUAGUGGAGGGUCAUUGAGAGUGGCCUUUAAAGGAGCCACUGAGUGACCUGCUAAUGGUACCUAGAAUGCCACUUUGGGAUGAAGUUCCUACCAGGGGAACCCCACACAGUGAGUGCUCCCCCCCCCAAACACAUCCAGGUGAAAAAAUCAGCUUAAUAAGGAGCAUAGUGUGUGCAGAUGUGAGCUCUCUGAGUGUGGCCAGGGCCUCUCCAACAGGCUUCCAGCUGGCCCACCCUGAGGCCUGGGGAGCCAGGAGCCCAGCCAAGGCUUUCUAGUGGUAAGUGUUCCACUCUGUCAGCCUCUCAGGCAUGGUACACUUCUGCCUCAGACAGCCUUGCUCCUGGAAGGAGCCUCUGGAAGAGAUGCACCUUGGUCCUCUUUCAGAGUUUUACUGUUGAUGGAUCCCAGAGAUGCGUGACUCUAGGGAGCUGAGAGAGCAUCAGUCACCACCUGCAGUGGCAGCUAACUGUAGAGUUCUCUUACAAAGAAGCCGAGGAGUGGGGUUCUCAGAGAUUGAGACCGGGGCCCGCCAGCUUUGUGUUCAUCUCCCAUUAAUGAACUAAUUACCUUUGGUUAGUUACUUCUACAAUAACCAGGAAUUCAGAAUAGUUCCUCCACUGUCCCAGAGAACGCGAAGGUGGCCUGGCCAUAAUUUGAGCUGCCCUGGGGAGAAGUCUCAGUCUUCAAACAGGGCUUGAAUCUGAGUGAGCAAUGUUUCCAAGUCUCCCCCUCCCAAGCCGACUCCUGGGACAACUGAAGGGAGCACUGGCUAAAGAGGCAAAGGCCUCUCUGAGUGGAUCUUGGCUAGAUAGAAAUGGCACAUGCUAUCUUUGGCCUCACCCCAUGGGCUUCCCAGCCAAAAGAGACUGGCAAGUAGUAGAGUGGCCAUGUACAGGGGCUCCUUCCUUGUGGCUCUAGCCUAGAAUCCCUCCCAGGCUGCUUGCUGCAUGUGCAAACGUGGAGGGGAUGGGUCAGGCUGGACAGACUCGGGCCUCGGGAGUUCUGGUUGCCCUGGGCCUGCCCUGGUGCCUCUGCUGCCAGCCAGAGGGCAGGGCUCAACUAGAACUGGAUGCCUAUGUGCACAUAUUGCUGGGUCCCUGUUAGUGAGGGUCCUUCAUUCACUGCCCUUUGUACAUAAGGCAAGUCAAAAGUCUAAUGAAGUCUUAGGAAAAGAGAAUCCUGACACUUAACGAGUAUUGGGGUGCUAGUCAACUAGCUAAAACUUUGGUUCCUGAUUUGAAGGUGCCUCCUGUUUCAUACUCUCUGUGGGCAUAGUUGACCUCAUGUGAAGGGAGCUGAGCCACAAACCACUUUCUCGUGUUAUUCCAAGAAACGUGUGCAGGUGUUCAGUGUAGAACUUCACACUGAUACACAACACUAACUGUGAAAAGUCACCUUGCCAUUCCCAGCUCUGUACAGCUAAAGGGCCGGCUUUUCCAAAUCUAGGAAAACAUGGCAGGUCCAAAAGUAUUAGAAAAUGGAGUGACAGGAUUCUGAGUUAACACAGGGACCAUGAUCUUCAGCCCGCAAGUUAUUUAGGUUAAGGAGGAAAACCAAGUAGGUGCUGUGUGACUCGGCCUGCGUCCUGGCUAGUGAAAACGUUAACCAAGCACCUCUGUCCUUCUCUGAAGGCUACCAGGGAUCUGCCACCAUGACUGUGCCUGAACCCAGGGGGUGAGGUCUCCCAGGGAUGAACCCAAGCAGGUUGACUCUCUGGACUGCUGCAGUGUACACACCUUGUCCUCUGGAGCAGGCCAAGGGCUGGCUUCUUCAGACACACCAUGCAGUCUGACCCCGCUGUGGCUUGGCUUAGUUCCUCUCGGCUGUUCCCGUGAAGGGCUCAUGGCUAAACAGCUUAGGUCGCAGUGUGCCCUCUCUUCUGAGGGACCAGGCUCUCCUGGGCUAUGUUUGCUUCCAUUCUGGGCCAUAGGCUGUGGUGCUUCUGUCCAACAAGGACAACUGGGUAAGUUGUAGGCUAGCCCAGAAUUAGGAAUUUUGAGGUGAAUAUGGAAGUGGUAGUGGGGGUAUUUGGAAGUUUCUUCCCAUACAAAUUUAUCAGUGAGGAAUCUACUCAGUGGACUUGUAUACCUCAGGGCCAUUUACUUCUGUGUUUUAGUAGCUGAUGGGAAAGAUGAACUUGUUGAGCUUCGUUUGCUUCUAGCUGAGGGAUGAGCAGUGCUCCGAGGCCGAGCUGCUGUUACUAGCCCUGGGCCUGGAGUGAGCAAGCCUUCCUCUGGCACCUGGAAUCAAUGCUGAUUUACUGGCUUUCCUUCUGGAGAGUCCCCAGUGGUCCUGCACCCCCAUGGCCACCUCUAUCAGGCAGAAGGGAGCAAUCCAUACACAGCAGCUCAAGUGAGCAUCUGGGGACCUUUGCUUCUUAUGUUCCCUGUGGCUGACAUAGCUCAUGCAGCCUUUUUAUACCAGAGCUAUUGGAGACAUCUCAACUGAAGUUGUUUUAAAUGCUUUUUGAUGGGGAAUGCCAGGCAGUACUUGAAGCAAUAUCAAAAUAGCAAGUCAGGUUCUAGGUAUUUGUAUGUGCACAGCUGGAAGGUAGGAGAGGUGUGGGCCAGUGUUUUCAGAUGAUGACGUAUCAGGGUACUGUCUAACUUCACUUAGAAGGGCAUGUUCUGAUGUUGCGCACAUCUGAUCCACGCGGAUUUACUUCUGGGGCUGGAUUCUUUGAGUCGCCCUAAAGAGAAUUAUCAAAAGGGCCUGACAGGCCUGAGUGCCUGCUCUUCUUGGAAACUCGGGUUUCUUCCAUACAAACAGUUGGGGUCCCAAGACCUCUAAGAAGCAAGGGAAGUGAAGACUCAUUCCCUAGAGAGGCCCCGCCUGGCUUCCGAGUCACUACUACCCAUGUCAGGUCUACUGUGAAGUCUCAUCAGCCUAUUGACUUUUGUUUUUGCAGUCCUUUAAAUCCACAAAUGUAUAUGCUUUAUUUUAUAUUAUUUAUUAUGUACAUAUGUCUCUACUGUUAGUAUAUCAUCUGUGACUAAGACACUCUUUGAAACCCCUCAUCCAUUGAGCCUAGGGUUCUGUUGUCCCUUAUUGGGUGAGAGGGUAGUAGUAUUCUUUGUUUAAAAGGAAAAACAAAAAAACAAAAAACCAUAUUGCUGCUCUUACACCAGCUUCUUUCAUUGCCUUACCCCAACCCAUCCCUGAUGGCCAGUAUUUGGGAGGUAGAUGGAGGCAGAGCUUCUCGUGUCUCCGUGAGUCACUGCAGAAGUAGGUUUUGGAUGACUGGGUCUCUUUCCUAUGCAGUGAAGACCAGAGCCUCCUUCCUCAUCCACACCCAAGCCAAAUCAACUUCCUGGUCCCAAAAUUACGGCUUCUACUGCCCACCUUGCAUUGCAGAAUCUAUCUGCAGUGGAAGCUGCCCACCUAGGUUCUGAACAUGCCUCCUCCUGGUGUUAUGGCCCAGUUACUAACAUUGCCUUGGGCCUAAUGUAAGCCCUGCUUUGUCCGAUUUCCACCCUUCUCAGCCAUACCCACUAUAUCAUGGCGUACAUUUCAUACAUUUGAGCAGUGGCAUCAACAGAAAGCUAAACACAGGUCACGUGCACAAACUUCACAAGCUGUCAUAACAGAUGCGUUUAUAAUUCAAAUGUUGUAGAUUUACAAUACCUAUUUAUUUGUACCAAUUUAUUUGUAAAUCUUGUGAUUGUUUUUAAAAGUUUUUGUUUAUUUCUAUUAUUCUAUUUAGAUAAAUGAUUUUUCUGUUCACCCUUUUAGCA
Mastomys coucha (southern multimammate mouse) is the source of this 6710-nucleotide messenger RNA. RefSeq names its product cyclin and CBS domain divalent metal cation transport mediator 2 (gene Cnnm2). Gene Ontology annotation, cellular component: plasma membrane. Lineage: Eukaryota; Metazoa; Chordata; Mammalia; Rodentia; Muridae. The transcript is spliced from 8 exons. The record is from RefSeq and is a predicted model, not a curated record. Gene Ontology annotation, molecular function: magnesium ion transmembrane transporter activity. Gene Ontology annotation, biological process: magnesium ion homeostasis; transport. Bases 209 to 2752 code for a protein of 847 amino acids.